ACAAAUUCAUAGUUUGUGCGAGUAGCUCAAGUUUUCAAGUCAUUCGUGUAAAUCAAAAGAAGCGAAAAGGACGCAGUUUUGUUUGAAAUACACGCAAAAUCAUAUCAAUAUUUGUAAAUAAGCUUCGAGUAGUUGAAAAGACGUGCGAUUGUGUUGAAUUUAUAUAAAAUCAUAUUGGAUACAUAGUUUUUGUUCGAAAUAAUGAAAUGUAUGUUGAAAAUGGGCAGAAAACAUAAGAUUGUGGCAGGAAAUUGAAGAAGGAUACGUCCAUUUUUUGUGUCAUAAUCAAAGAUGCUUCUAUUCGAAUAUCGAAUGCUUAGUUCCCGGAAAAAAAGUGUAGGUUGAUAGGAUAUUACAUCUUAAAUCAGGAUUCAUUACGAUAGGAUCAACGGGCUUCUUUGUGGAAAUAGAAGUUUUUCGUUCAUUUUCGUUGGAAAAAAGAGAUGAACAUUCAAAUCUUGGCGGAAAAACAAAAGUAUUUCCAUUAAGAAAGCGAAACUUUCUAGAUAAGAAAUGAUAUUUUCUGAAGAUGCGAUCCUCUUAACCGUUAACAAACAAAUUACAAUCUAAAGAUCUACGAAAAAACAAUAUUGUUGUUGUACAGGAAUUGAUAGUAUGAUAACGACCUUAACGUAUAUUAGUGUUGGUUUGGCAUUCGAAUCUAUGUUCAAAUUGAACAAAAUUAAGCUGAUUAGCAGUAAAGAUAUGGUCUCCUUGAAGACGAAUGCCGCAAAUCACAUCAGCAUCGGAACCGAUAUCAACAGGCGAUAAAAGGAAAUUGACAGGAGCCAUGUAUUAAGGCAUUGUUGAAUUAGGUGAUGAAAUCUUAAGAAACUGCAUCUCUGGUCCACAGAAAAUAGAUAGUUUUCAUCUUCACAAAGUGAAAUACUAACCAAUACAUGCACAGGGCAAAAGUGCAGUGCGUACGCACUUUUCUUGGUGCAUUUGUUGUUUUUGCGAGUUUUGCGUUUGCUGCAUUGACUGUGUGACUGUGUGUCUGUGUUGGUUGUUAAUAUGUUCAUAUCAAGUCAACUAUCGAAAAAUGUUUUAGUCGCCAGAACAGAGAGUUCAUUGCGACCAAUACAAUUGCAAUACACACACACACACACAAGACUGCAUCGGAAUCAUAGAAAUGAACGCGAGCGCAUGCAACAGAAAAAAAGUGUUAUUCGCUUUAUUCUAAGCGUAUUUUGAACGUUAUACUUAUGCAAUAUCGAACAAAAAUGUUAUGCGUUUUUAACGAGCUGUGGAUGCAACCGAUUCAAUUGAAUUUGAUCGUGGUAAACGAAUAGAGUGAACUCUAUAUCGCGCGCGCAUUUCGAGAACCAAAAAGGGCACAAAAAUGUAUAGUGAAUUGAUGGCUUAGCAAUUUUUAUAAUAAAAAUCGAAUCGUUCAUUCGAUUUAUGCGAGCUGGUGAGUGUGUGUGUGUGUGUGUGUGUGAGAGAGAGAGAGCGUGUGUGCAUGUGUCUGUGUGCGAGUGAUAUUAUUUGUACGGCAACAAAUGGAAAGAAAAAGGCAAACGGAGCACUAAACAUUCAAAUUUACAUGCACACCCAUACACACGCACUCAAUCCGAAUGCCAUCGCAGAGCUGCUGCUGCUGCUGCUGCUAUUGCUAUUGUUGCUGCUUAGCAAGCACAGUGCUCGCUCUGACUAUGAUGAAAUAUAAUGAAAAUACUGACUGUGCACCACUACAUAUGCGCACGUGGUGAAGCAUUGGAUGUGCUCAUUUCAGAGCUCUCAAAGUAUAUAGUACACACACAUUCGGCCGUCACAUACCAGUAUCGUGGAUUCUUUUGUACAGUCGACUCUAUAUAUUUCGCAGCGUAGUCACACAAUGUCAGAGAUUUGAAAGCAACCACAGCAGCAACAACAACAACAACAACUAACGAAAUCGCAAUUUUCGCGUUUCGAAGCGCAUAAAAAAUACGGCGAUUUUACUGUAAUUUCCGGAGAUUUCUUCUUUUUUGUAAACAAACGUGCAAAUCAGCUGAAACGGUCUCAAUUGACGGAGUGCAUUGAAUUGUGCAUCAACGGGUACAAACGAACCGCUCACAGGCACACGACGUUUCGCACAAUCGAAGCAAGGAAGGACAUAUAUACCAAAAUCCGGAAAGAAUAACUGCAAAACCGGAAUAUCAUGGCUACAGCAACGUUGCUGCAACAGCAGCAGCAACAAUUGCAAAUGCAAGAGCAUAACAUCGAGCUCAUGUGUCGCAUUUGUGCAGUCGAUUUCAAGAUUGUCACCGAAGGUGUACCCAUUUUUAACACAGACCAACUGAUGGAUAAAAUCAAAAACUAUCUUCAUAUACAGAUUACAAAUUUGGAUAAAUUGUCACAUCUCGUGUGCAAUGAAUGUGUUCGAAAGAUAGAGAAUUUCCAUUGUUAUGCAAUGAUGGCACAUAAAAACCAGGAAUUAUUCAAUAUUAUGUAUUCGGAAAAAAUUUAUCGGGAACAUUGCACCGCGUUAUCAUCGCUAAACACGACAUUGUAUCGUGAGCCGCCAACGCCGCAAGUUCAACAGGUGCAACCGAAGCAGCCGAAUACAAUCACCAUCCAACCAACACCCCCGAUCAAAAAACAAAAGGUUCAACCGCAACAGAAACCAAUCAAACUGCCACCGACCACAGUCAUUACUCCAGCAUCACCACAAAACACCGCACAACAGCAGCAACAACAACAAAACCAGCAGCCGGUGGCUGUGCUGUCAACGGAGGAUAUCACGAUAUUCACUUAUCAGGAUUUGAAGCUUGGUCAAGUGAUAAAGGAUCAAGAAUUGCAAAAGUUGAUAUUACGUGCACUGAAAUGGAAUGAACCGGGCAAAACGAUCGAACAGCAAUUGGAUCGAUUGAAAAAUGCCAGUUUUCGUGGAGUGUUGAAUAAUCCGGAUUUGUUGCGUGAUGAGGAUUUGGUGCAAUUGCUGGGCCCAUAUUUGGAUCAUGGUUCAUUUGCACCAUUGGACACAAACCGAUCAACGAACGUUGAUUUCUCAACGAAAACCAUGAUGGACCAGAAUGUAACGGAAAUGGAAGUCGGCGUUGAUCCAGAUCUCUUUUUCCCAUACGAUGAUGACGAAUCGAAGGGUAUGGAUGUGGAAGUGACUAAAGUGACUAAAGUGACUAAACCGAAGAAAGAGCGAAAGAAACCCGAACCGAAAAAUAAAACACCAAGCAAAAAGACUUCAACGGCAGGUUCGUCGUCAUCGUCGUCUGUUUCAACGAUUAUUGCACCAACGUCACCACCGCCCAAAAUCCGUAUCAAGGCCGAAGGAUUGUUUAAAACAGCUUUUGCACAUUCGCUGGCAAAGAAUUCGUUGGUUCCAAUACCGAAACCCGUUAUUGUUGUGCCACCGAAAAUCGUACAGAAGGCGACGGUGCCAAAGCCAAAAAUCGUUGAAGAUGUGCCAUCAGUUCAAAUAACUAUACCUGAUCCCCAACCAAAAACUAUAACUACAAGUGCUACAGUAACAAAAGUAAGUACGACAACGUCAACGAUCGUUGACCCUAAGCCGGUCAUAGUGCAAUCUUCGCCACAGCCGCCACCAUUGAUAAAAACUCCAACACAAACGCCGACAAAAGCAACGACACAAACACCGGCCAAAGCAGAGGUUUCAUCUUCACCGGUUUCGUCGCAGGCUGAGCCUGCCAAAACAUCGAAAUCCGAAGAAAACAAGCCGAUUGUGUCGAGCACAGAGAAGGAAGAAGAAGAAGAAAAGACGCCGUCCAAGAAUGCCAAUCCAAAACCGGACACCACAUCCAAUGCCACCGUCACGACAGCAGCCACAUCGACGACGACAAAUACAACCACCCGAGCGUCACCAAAAGGAACUGCUGCAAAGGUUGAGUCGAAAGCAAGACAUACGAGGAAGGUGAAGGUCGAUCAAAGUGGCCCGAAAACACGAGCUCGUUCCAUCUUCAAUACGAGACACAAAUGCGCAGUAUGUGGCAAGAAAUUCUCAACCAGCGGCAACCUUAAAGCUCACGUCAAAACACACAAACCGAAGGGCAAAUUCAAUUGUGAUAAAUGCGGCCGAGUGUUCAAGACACAAGUUAAUUUGCAACGCCAUCAUCAAUUUCAUUUGGGUGAAAAGUUCUCAUGUCGCACAUGUGGCCGUGUCUAUCCAACUAAUAGUACAUUGAAACAGCAUGAAAUUUCGCACAGCAAUUUUCGGCCGCACAAAUGCAACAUUUGCCUAAAAACGUUCAAAAGAAGCCAAGAUCUUAAGUUUCAUCUAAACCAGCAUUCGGGUGAGAAGCCCUAUCGCUGCCCAUACUGCCCGAAAGCAUUUGCCAGUUCUGGGAAUUGUUUCUCGCAUCGGAAGCGCGUUCAUUCGGAUAAAUUGGUGCCGGCACCGACACCGACCACCACCAGCAAGCGGUCUAGUGCGGUGGAAAAUGCGAAGAAACUAGUGAAGGCAUGAGUAUCGGAGAAAUUUGUCGACGCGGAUAAACGGCAAAAAUUCUCAUUUCUUCACAAUUUCAUCACGAAUUUGUCAAAAAGUUGUUUUCUCAAAGAGAAAAAGUGAAAUUCGACGACCUAAACUGAACGAACGAACACAGCCGUCAUCGUGAUGAAACGUGAGAAAAAUCAUUCGAAUUUCUGUGAUAUUUCUUUAAAAUUAUGCUGAAAAAUCACAUGCGAUGAUUCAUUUUUUUCUUGAAGGGCAAAGAAAUUUUAGUGAUUAGUUAAUUAAAAUUAGAAAACCGAUUUUGGUUAUACAAAUUUUUUUUUUUUUUUAGAUAGAAACGGACAUUUUUUUCGAAGAAAAAUAGCGUCGAAUAGUUUGAGUUGAUGAAAUAAUUGAAUGAAUAUGAGCGACUGAAGAGGUUUAGAUUGUCGAGUGUAUCUCACAAAACGAAAAUCAUUUUUAAUAGUUGAUCUAACAAAACGGAAUGAAUACAAUGCCAUAUUCACUUAUUUUAGUUCAAUAAAAAAAAAUAAACAACUGCGUUACAUGCUUUCUCAAACUUCUAAUUUAAGCGAGCGAAAUAAAGUCUUAUUUUUUGUUAUAAAAA
Sitodiplosis mosellana (orange wheat blossom midge) is the source of this 5015-nucleotide messenger RNA. RefSeq names its product zinc finger protein 628-like. Gene Ontology annotation, cellular component: nucleus. Bases 2141 to 4420 code for a protein of 759 amino acids. Gene Ontology annotation, molecular function: DNA-binding transcription factor activity, RNA polymerase II-specific; zinc ion binding; RNA polymerase II cis-regulatory region sequence-specific DNA binding. The transcript has 7 exons. Lineage: Eukaryota; Metazoa; Arthropoda; Insecta; Diptera; Cecidomyiidae. The record is from RefSeq and is a predicted model, not a curated record. Gene Ontology annotation, biological process: regulation of transcription by RNA polymerase II.